AUGGACCAGAGGAACCAAAGUAAGCACUGUGCAUUCCAUAGUGAUUUCAGCCACCUAACCAAUGAUUAUAGGAGUCUGAGAAGACAGGUGGAGGAAUUGGUAACUAAAGGCGAAUUGGCAGAUUACCUGGUUAACUCAGGCCGACAAAGGAUUCAACUCAAGCAAGCCCAUAAGCUACAAAGGGUCAAAGAGAUCAACGCAGUCAAAUACAAGCUGAGUUCUACGCAAAUUUCCUUCCAUGAAGGAGAUUUCAAGAGGAUACAGCUUCCACAUGAGGACCCACUAGUGAUCGGCCUACUAGCAGCAAAUUGUUUAGUCAGCCAUAUACUGAUUGAUCUUGGUAGCAAUGCCAAUAUCGUAAUGAAGUGGACAUUUGACCAACUGAAGUUGGCUAUGGAUCAGGUUUGCCCCACCAGAAACCCCUUGGUAGGGUUUGAUGGAAGAAGGGUGGAACCCAUAGGCGUAAUCACGCUAUCGGUCAUUGCGGCCAAAAGAUCCUUGAAAAAAAACUUUGUGAUUGUGGAUAUCCACCUGACCUAUAACCUUUUAAUGGGUCAAGGAUGGAUCCAUCGUAUGGAAGGAGCCCCAUCGACUUUGCAUCAAGUCAUGAUAUGUGUUAGCCCCAACGAGCUAGAAGUUAUUGAUAUAUGGGGGGAUCAGGUGGCAGCAAAGGAGUGCUACCACAUUACUAUUUGUUCAACCGAUAAGGGAAAUCAAUUGUCGAAAUAG
Cornus florida is the source of this 729-nucleotide messenger RNA. RefSeq lists its product as uncharacterized. The transcript has 2 exons. The record is from RefSeq and is a predicted model, not a curated record. The coding region runs from base 1 to 729 and encodes 242 amino acids. NCBI's taxonomy places the organism in Eukaryota, Viridiplantae, Streptophyta, Magnoliopsida, Cornales, Cornaceae.